Messenger RNA from Cuscuta campestris, 827 nucleotides. The record is from the annotation of a GenBank genome assembly. Lineage: Eukaryota; Viridiplantae; Streptophyta; Magnoliopsida; Solanales; Convolvulaceae.
GAAAGCUAAGGGAAAGUGCUGAAGAUGAUCCUUGAGCAGUUAGAAAGAAAAAAGGGAGAUGAUACAGAGGAGAGGGGUUUUAAAAAGAUAGAUGAUGAAGUUGUCAAUGAGAAUGUUGAGAGUGAAGACAUGGAAAAUAAAAACAUGGGGAAGGAUACUAUUUUGGAAGAAGAUGGCACUGACCAUGGAGAUGUGGGAAAAGAUGGGACUUCUAGACAUGAUGACAAUGAUCAGUUGUCUGAAACACAGUUCAGUGAUCAGUUCUUUGAACAAAUGGACAAAGAAGUGAAUGCUAUUUUGAAAGGCACAAUUGAAGGAAAUAUCUUUGAGAAGGAAGGUGGAUCUGAUAUGGAGCCCGCAGCUAAUGCGAAUUUCGAGAAAGUGCAGAUGGAUUCUACAAUUGAUGAACAAGGAAUCACUUUGCCUGAGGAGGGGAUGGAUAUAAAAGGGAAAUGUAUAGAUGUGGAUGUUGCAACUAAAGAGCUUGUUGAGCAUGUGAAAAUGGAUAUGAUAAUUGAUGCACAACCAAUAAGUGAAUACAAUGGAAAUGCUGAAAAUGAAGCCCCUUGUGUGCAGACACGUAAGAGUAAGAGGCAAACUAAAGCGCCCCAAAAGCUCUCACUAUCAGGGCGAAAGGUGCAAAACAAGACACAGAAAAUGAAGGAAGCUGUGAAGAGCAAGUUUGAAGUAACUCUGAGUCAAAUGGAAGUCGUGAUUGGACCAUUCANCUGCUAGUGUUAGCGGUGGAGUCCAAAAUAGUAUGGGUUUAUAAUUCAAAGGGAGGGAGAUCUCUUAAAGACAUUGCUGAAUAUAGCACUUGCAUCAAA